Messenger RNA from Daldinia caldariorum, 3456 nucleotides. RefSeq names its product glycosyltransferase family 39 protein. Gene Ontology annotation, molecular function: dolichyl-phosphate-mannose-protein mannosyltransferase activity. Gene Ontology annotation, biological process: protein O-linked glycosylation via mannose. NCBI's taxonomy places the organism in Eukaryota, Fungi, Ascomycota, Sordariomycetes, Xylariales, Hypoxylaceae. The record is from RefSeq and is a predicted model, not a curated record. Gene Ontology annotation, cellular component: membrane; endoplasmic reticulum. The transcript is spliced from 4 exons. Bases 620 to 3403 code for a protein of 927 amino acids.
GUUGAGGCCACUGUAGCAUCAAGACCAUUACGUGGAUGAACCAUGCAAAUGAAUUUUGAAGAUUGCUGGUUUUGGGUGCAGUGUGCAGUGUGCAACUAAACUCGAAGCUCAAAAAUAAAUCUGAAGGUCGUAUUCCGCAUUCAACACCACGGCACCACCACAACACCACCACAGCACCACACCCCUUUAAAAAUCACCUUCAGAGCCCUUCUCAUAAUCUGUUUCGCCGCAUUUGCGCAUUUUCGAUUACUUGUGAUUUUAAAGGGGGGGAAGUCUCUCAAUAUUCUUAAUCGUCCCUCCUCUUUUGAAUGGGAUUUCCAUUAUCCUAUAGUCUUAUAAUGAUCGGUUCUACUUCUUGACUUUCGUUAAUAAAACCUGAAUUCACUUCUUCCGUGUCUUUUUUUUUUCCUUUUUUUUUUUUUGGCCGCGUAACGCAAAAAAAGGCCUUUUUGUUACACGGCCAAAGCAAUUCAAUUUCGGCCGUGAGCGGUUCCAGAAAAGUUCAGGCCACGAGAGGCCACGAGUACCUCUUUUCUUCCUAGCCUCGUCCCAAUUUCCCAAUUCAACCUCGUCCAAGUUUAUAUAGCUGCAGCUAUUAUCUCGUCUAUCCCGACUCAACAUGGCGAGGUCAAGUUCGGCCAAGCCACCCGCUACCAAAGGCGGUCCUUAUACACCUCCGAACCCUAAGGAACAUGUUAAGCACGAUGACUAUACUUCGGAGGGUGUCCAGGACAAUGAUGUCUUUCUACUUCCUUUCUCCGACUACCAGGUCAUGAUAAUCCUGACUAUUGUUGGUGCUAUUGUGCGACUAUUCCGCAUCUACCAACCCUCUAGUGUCGUCUUCGACGAAGUACACUUUGGUGGAUUCGCGACAAAGUAUAUCAAGGGUAAAUUCUUCAUGGACGUGCACCCGCCGUUGGCGAAGCUACUUAUCACACUUUUUGGAUGGCUUGCCGGUUUCAAGGGCGACUUCGACUUCAAGGAGAUCGGCAAGGAGUAUAUAGAAGCUGGUGUUCCCUACGUGGCUAUGCGAUUAUACCCUGCCAUUUGCGGUAUUGCGUUGAUCCCGACUAUAUUUUUGACUCUGAAGGCUGCUGGUUGUCGUACGGCUACGGCCGCCAUGGGUGCCGCUUUUCUCAUUUUUGAGAAUGGUCUCCUCACCCAAGCUCGUCUGAUUCUCCUCGACUCUCCGCUAGUCGGUGCUACCGCAUUUACUGCGCUUGCCUUCACUUCCUUCACCAACCAACAUGAAUUGGGUCCUUCGAAGGCAUUCGAUGCGGGGUGGUGGUUCUGGCUUUUAAUGACCGGCGUGGGGAUGGGAAUCACCGUCAGCAUCAAAUGGGUCGGCCUUUUCACAAUUGCCUGGGUUGGAACCUUGACUCUUAUACAAUUGUGGGUGCUGCUUGGCGACACCAAGACUGUUACUCUUCGCAUCUUUGCGAAGCACUUCCUGGCCCGUGCUUUCUGCUUGAUCAUUGUCCCCAUUACCAUCUACAUGGGUAUCUUCGUUAUCCACUUUAUCUGCCUUUCGAACCCUGGCGAUGGAGAUGGUUUCAUGAGCUCCGAAUUUCAGGCUACCUUGAACAACAAGGGCAUGCAAGAUGUGCCAGUCGACAUUGCAUUUGGCAGCCGUGUUACCAUCCGCCAUGUCAACACUCAGGGAGGAUACCUUCAUUCUCACCCCCUUAUGUACCCCACCGGCAGUCAGCAACAGCAGAUCACCCUGUAUCCCCACAAGGACGAUAACAACUUGUUUCUGAUCGAAAACCAGACUCAGCCACUUGAUAUCAACGGCGAGCCCAUCAACGGCACCGGCGCUUGGGACACUAUGAGGAAUAUCACCGAGAACUACGUCAAGAAUGGAGACGUUAUCCGACUAUAUCACCUGGCUACCCAUCGUCGUCUUCACUCUCACGAUGUUCGUCCACCAGUUACCGAAGCUGAUUGGCAGAAUGAAGUAUCUGCAUAUGGAUAUGAAGGAUUUCCCGGUGAUGCCAAUGAUCUGUUCCGUGUUGAAAUUGCCAAGAAGCAGUCUCUCGGACCCCUCGCCAAGGAACGUCUCCGAACCAUCCAAACCAAGUUCAGACUCGUCCACGUUAUGACUGGUUGCGUUCUCUUCUCUCACAAGGUGAAGUUACCGGAUUGGGCUUCUGAGCAGCAAGAAGUUACUUGUGCGAAAGGUGGUACUCUUCCUAACAGCUUAUGGUAUAUCGAGUCGAAUGCCCACCCGCAAUUAGCGAGCGAUGCUGAGAAAGUCAACUACGCUAACCCUGGGUUCCUCGGCAAAUUCUGGGAGUUACAGAAGGUUAUGUGGAAGACUAACGCGGGUUUGGUUGAGUCUCACGCCUGGGAUUCUCGUCCCGAAUCUUGGCCGAUCCUCCGUCGUGGUAUCAACUUCUGGGGUAAACACCACCGCCAGAUCUACCUCAUGGGCAACCCCAUCGUAUGGUACACCUCUACUCUUGCCGUUGUUGUUUACGUGCUCUUCAAGGGUAUUGCGAUCCUUCGAUGGCAACGCAGCUGCAACGACUACGAGAAUCUCACCUUCAAGCGAUUCGAUUACGAGAUCGGAACCUGGGUACUCGGAUGGGCUUUCCACUACUUCCCCUUCUUCUUGAUGGGACGUCAACUUUUCUUACACCACUACUUCCCUGCGUUGGUCUUCGCCGUCCUAGCAUUUUGUCAAUUUGUCGACUUCGCUACAGCUCGGUUCGCGGCAGUCAGAGGGAACGCUAUUAUCAACAAGGCCAGCGUGGUGGCCCUCUUAGCCGUUGCUGCGAUCGUAUUUGCUCUAUAUUCACCCCUCGCAUAUGGAAAUGCCUGGACUAAGGCUGAGUGCAAUCGUGUCAAGUUGUUCAACACUUGGGAUUGGGACUGCAACACUUUCUUAGAGAGCUACGAAGCAUACACAAGCCUUUCAGUUCCAGUCGCCCAAACCUCUCAACCCGUUGUUGACAACAAAAAUCAGGCACCAAAACCCGCAGCUGAUAACAAGCAAGACGCCGCAAAUGCAGGUAUCUCAGGUGCGCCCAAGUUCGAACCCCAGGGUCAAAAAGUGCUUAGUCGCGAGGAGCGAGUCGAAUAUCGAGACCAAGAUGGCAACCUCCUCAACGAAGAGCAAGUCAAGGCUCUCGAAGGCAAAGUCGAAUUCAAAACCAAGUACGAAACGAGAACGCGCGUGAUAGACGCCAAUGGAAACGAAGUCGAAGUGCCAGUAGACGAGCUGGCCGCUGCAGGCGUUGCACCACCUCAUCCCGACGUUGAGGGUGCUAACCAGGAGACUAAGAACUUAGUGAAAGACGACCCUAUUCCUCAGGAAGCAUCUUCAAGCAAGGACGGUGAAAAGGAAGCUGAGAAGUCUGUUCCUAGGCCGGCUAGCGAGGGCAACGAGGCAACCAACUAAACGCCUCGGUUCGUCGUUCCUAAUUUGACCUUGCGUCUUUUUUUUUUUUUUUU